Messenger RNA from Lactuca sativa (garden lettuce), 549 nucleotides. RefSeq lists its product as uncharacterized. NCBI's taxonomy places the organism in Eukaryota, Viridiplantae, Streptophyta, Magnoliopsida, Asterales, Asteraceae. The record is from RefSeq and is a predicted model, not a curated record.
UACGUCACUUGUUUGCCACUAUAAUCCACACAACAAGAACAUCUACAUGGUACUACGCAUGAUCUGCUAAGCAUGCACAUGACGAUUGCCAUGAUGACAAUGAUGUUGUGGAUUAGGGUUUCAGUUUUGAUGACAGUUGAUGCUGCUUUUGUCCAUAAUCAUCAGAUGCAAGCUUUCCAUGAGUUAGGUUAUGACCAACAUGUUCUUUCUCCUGUGAUUUCAAGAAAGUUGAUGAUCCAAGAAAUGGUUGAAGGGAAUGGAGAUCAAGAUUUGCUGUUUGACAAUGACCAAAAGGAAGCUCCAUUAGAUGGAUCACAAAAGAGGAAAGAAGAAACUACAGAAAAUGGAGCAAAUGGAUUUGACCCGACCGGUUUCACUACCAUGGAUUAUUCUCACGUAAGAAGACGACGCCCAAUUCAUAACAAUUCUUCCCCCAAACCCACCAACUCACCAUAAUAUGCAAUCUUUUUAUGUUUUAUGUUAAUUUUUUUAUUUUUAUUUUUAAUAACCUUUUUACUAAUAUAAUUUGUAUUUUCUACGGUAGCAUAA